GUCAGCAUGGCAUCCAGUAUAUGCGGCAGAAGCGCAGGGUUUAAUCACUGUCGAUUGGUCGGCGCGUCUCAACCCCGUAUUAGGCAACGAGCAUUUGGGGCUUAGACCUCUACAACUUCCAUACUACUGCUACUGCUAACUCGAAGGAGUUUUUAAGGUAGGUAGGUCCCUGACCUUGUAAAUAGGGCGAUGGCAGCCCCUGAUGCAGUAAGGCUGGCUAGCUUCCUAGCCAUCCUCGUCCACAAACUCACUUGAUACCUCCCAUAAGGUAUCCAUAUUGCCCACCAUCAAUCGGCUGCCUCUCGUUUCCACCCCGCUUUCCUGCUCACUCCUACGCUCAACUCUGCAUACAUGCCUCAGGGCAGCAAAAUCGACAACCUAGGCUCGGGGAUCUUACUUCAUUCCCCUUGUCAGCAAGACUGGAGAAUCCUCUGGCUGCUUUUGCGAUUAUCAGCCCUUGAUAUUUUGUAGUCUUUUUGCUCUCCUGGUUUUCUUCCCGAGUAGCUUUCAUAUCUGGCCGAUCGCAGAGCUUAAUAUACCCUUGUUUCUCUGCCCUUGCAGCUUCUGGACAGCUGUUGUCCAAUUCCUUUUCUCGUCAAGGUUGACCUGCGAAGCCACCUGCACAAGAUGGAACACAACAGCAGAAGCUUAGACGAUCGUCAGAACUACCCGGACAGGGAUAGUAUACAGUGUUACUCAGAGAGCGACAGAUUCCGCCUUGCAUACGUCGACUCCGAUUGCAGCGACGCCGAGUCUGAUGCCAGUGGUAUCAAUCAAUCGAGCUUGAGGUCCUAUCAUUCAUCAUUUCGGAUGGGAAGUUCCUACCGCGACCCAGUUCAGCGUCGAUCACCAUUCCGCCUUCCACAAGACAUGGAUCCUACCCAGGCGGUCUACGAGGGAUGGACUGUGUAUGUUCCUCGGGAUGAGAAAGACUCUUACAACGUCCGUGUCGCACCCACUAGCCACUCACAGCAGGAGCUUGCAGAGAUGCAUCUUGCUGCGCUGGACCAGUACCAUGGCGCUCAUCGCAGCAGCAUCGGUUGCCUCCCCAUGCGUCGCAUCCUGAGGCGAGCCACUUGGCGGCCAAGCUAUGAUGAGCACAUUGAUAGCCGCAUUGCGAAAUGCCAAAAAUCUCUUCAGGAUGAGCUCUCGUAUCUUCUUCAGGACAGAAGCCGCCAUUCCAGUUCGUCAGAGCGCGAGCGCAUAUGGACUGUGGCUAUGCUGCAGGAACAGCUCUGUCCUCGGUUUGCUUCCACCAAGCCUACCCCUGCUAGACGUCACCGGCUCAGGUGGUGGAAGGACAACGCCCGUAGCCGCGAGACGGAAUUUUUUGUCGUCAUACUCGGCCGCGAGACGAGGCACGAGCCCGGCGGUAUUCCUCUGUACGCAAGGUACACGAACCCAUGGCGUGCCGUCGACGACGAGCAGACAUUGCAGGAGAAGGAAGCACUCUCCAGAGAGCGAGGCGAAGACUGUUUUGCCCCGUCCCAAUCCAACAGAGGGAGCCGCAGGUCUUUCCCUCGUCCUGUGAUCAGACACCGUGAUCCGCCGGCGCCGGUACCGUCAGCGCCAUUGCUCUCGCAGGCCCCCCGGUUCGAUGCUUUCAGUAAUCAGCCGCCUGCGGAGUCUCUGCCGCCGCGGCCCUGGGAAAGCGGGCUUCAGCAAGAUACUUGGUUUGCGCCGCACCAAGCACCAUUUUCACUCCCUAAUCUUCCUCCUCCGCCAGUCCCUGCUCGUCCACGCUGCUGGCAUCCUGGACCACCACCCACAUACCGCGCAACACCCACGCCACCUGGGCCAAUUUCUCAUUCCCCAUCAAUGUUUGAGGGUUUCCGACAAUCGCCGCCGCUCAAUCAUUUCGAAGCCUUCUUUCCUUUACAACCGAACCCUCCGUCCGUGUCAUGGCCACCGUCUCCAAGCUCCUAUCGCCAUUUCUCUCCGCCGCUGUCAUCUUACGGGCCGCCUCCCCCACAACCUAAUGCGUACUCCAACCUGACAACUCCGACGUCACUUGGCUCGAUUCAUGUGCCCAUGUUUGGACCUCUUUCUUUAGUACCCCCCGUGGUAUCUCGGUCACCUUCUCCUCCGUACUCGCCUCGAUCUAACGAGAACAAUGCAACGAGAGACGAAAAGAGUGAAUCAACCUCAACUUCUGGCUCUGCUGGGUCCAACGAUUCCCAUUUGCAUCGGCAGGAUACAGGCACGACAGAGUUGGAGCCUAAGGAGGAAGCCAAGUCUCUUGCCAAAGACAAGCCAACGGGUAUGCGUAGUGAUGAUUGAUGAUUUUUGGUGUUUUAUGUAACAUGCUAGUUUGUACAGCGUAUUUUGGUGUUCUUAUCAUGUUUGAGCCAGGUUCGGAUUGGGCUGUAAUCUGUGUGUCUUGAUAUUUCACGGGUUGGAUUUCUAUUUCCCUAGUAACAUCUGCUAGUAGUCAUGAUGAAGUCAAUGAAGUCAUUGCGUUCCCGUUUUGCGUGUAUUAUUAGAGGAAUAUUCAAAGGCGAAGCGACCAUUAUCUAACCCUCACUAAGUAGAAAGUAUCAUCGCGAUUAGUUCUAGUAACCGGGCUUGAUUGCACCAGACACCGCCGAGAUGAGUCUCUCAGACGAUAGUCUGGC
Molecule: messenger RNA, 2615 nt
Organism: Pyricularia oryzae 70-15
Lineage: Eukaryota; Fungi; Ascomycota; Sordariomycetes; Magnaporthales; Pyriculariaceae
Exons: 2
Coding region: 628-2280 (550 amino acids)
Source: RefSeq, a predicted model, not a curated record